GGUAAAGUCAUCUUGGAGACAGAAAGACCUUCUUUGUGGGCAAAGAGAGAACUUUUGGUUCCAGUGAGCACUAAAGUCCCCGUAAAAAAGAAACUCCACACACUUAGAAACAAACUAAACAAAAAACUGUUUAGUGAUAUUAACCACUAUCUUUGAACAAUGAUUCAACUAGGGGAAGCUAAUUGACUUUGUUGAUGUGAAUGAGAGCAACAUGCGUUGGAUACAGGACUUCCGAAUGAAAUCUUAUGCAAAUCCUGCCAAGUUGGAGUCAAUUGAUGGUGCUAGAUAUCAUGCCCUGUUGAUUCCUAACUGUCCUGGGGCUUUGACUGACCUUGCAAACAGUGGAUACCUAGCUAGGAUAUUGCAGCACUUCAGCAAUGAGAACAAGCCUAUUUGUGCUGUGGGACAUGGAGUUGCUGCUUUAUGCUGUGCCACAAAUGAGGAUAAAUCGUGGGUAUUUCAGGGAUACAGCCUGACGGGGCCCUCUGUGUAUGAGCUGAUAAAGCAGCCCAGUUUUGCCAGUUUGUCCAUUAUUGUGGAGGACUUUGUGAAAGAUUCUGGAGCUACUUUUAGUGCCAGCAAGCCAGAUGCCAUACACAUAGUUGUGGACAGGCACCUUGUUACAGGACAGAAUGAGAAUUCCACUGUUAUAGCAGUCCAGAACCUUAUUAAUCUCUGCAAUGGCAGCAGGAAAUGAAGGAGCUGACCUCCUUGUAGCUGGAAUGGAUGAAGAGCCAGAGAGACUGAAGAUUUUCUUGUCUGUGAAUGGGAUGUCUUGCUGAUGAAGAGGGCCAUCAGCACUUCUGUUGACUCUGUGAUCAUGAAGAAGCAGUACCAAUGUACAUGCAGAGUGGAUAAAGCUUGUGAACAAGAAAGCAUUUACGUGUGUCACUCCUUAAACAUGAUCCUGAAAUAGUCUCACUUAUCUUUCUGGUAGUGAAACUUUUCUUGCAGAUUUUCUUCCCCCUGCCCUUGAAAAAAGAGGUUUCUACAUUUUACAUGGGAAAACAUCCUAAAAAGAGCAUAUAUAUUUAUAGUAUCAACACUUCUCCUUAUGCUAAAGGGCAGAGAUCCCCCAGGGCUAUAUGAUGUCAGCCCUUAGUUGGGAACCUGAUAAUUCAGCUCCAUAGCAAAACAGUUCUGGAAUACUCUCAAUUUAGGUCCAUUCAUUUAUCAGCUGGUGCCUGUGGUUCAAAUAUCAAACUCCACAAUUAAUGCUGCAUUGAAUUGCAGUUUGAAGUCUAUUCUAGACCUCUGUCCAAUGAGUCACAAAGUUGGCUCCAGACUCUCUAAAUGGAUUUUUGAAAGUGUGACAGAUUUGAGAUAUAAAGAAAAAUGCUUAGAUAAAUCCUGCAUGAGUGCAACUUGAACAAUUGAGUCUGAAGCAGCUCGCCUUGAUGAUACCAUUGACAUAAUGUGCUCUUUUCUCAUUGUGUAUUCAGGUUAAUGCACUUCUUUAAAAAAUCUGCUCAAAGGUUGUUUUAAAGGACCCUCUAAAAAGUCAUUUGCAGUACUGUCUUGUGCAGCAUGUAUUAUGAAUUUGUAUUGUUUGGAUUGUCAGAAAUAUUGAUCUCUGGCAAGUACAGUGUGAUUGUCUGUUCUUGGAAUUAAUUUUAUUACAGAAGUAAAAAUCUAGAAAUGAA
This is a messenger RNA of Chelonoidis abingdonii (Abingdon island giant tortoise), 1643 nucleotides long. The record is from RefSeq and is a predicted model, not a curated record. Lineage: Eukaryota; Metazoa; Chordata; Testudines; Testudinidae.